AUGAGUUCUUAAUAAAAUAAAUAGAAAGAUGUAGUCAAUAAAUAAAUGAUAUUUGCACUGAAUCCAAAGUAGGAUUCCAAUUUAAUAGAUCCAAUCAAAAUUAAUAAAUCUAAUAGUUAUGAUCCUAGCUAUGUGAAAAGUGAACCAUUGUAAAAAACAAUAAGUUAAGUAUCUAAUUCAAACAUUGGACCAUUUCAAGACAAAGAUUAAUCAGUAAACUUUAUUAUCAUUAUGUUAGAAGCAUACUAACGAGGUUAAAAAUUAGAAGAAAUAAAAUAAAAUUAAGUACAUUGCAACACGGUAAUUGUAUCAAUAUAUAUAUUUAGUUCAAUUGCUGGAUUAAAAGCCUAUACUAAAGCAUAGAAAGAUAAUUAAGAUUCCUUAUUCUACAAGUUGGAAAUAAAUAAGUAAGUAGAUAAAAACUUAUUCCUUUUGGCUGAUGGUCAUGGUGAAUAAGGAACAAAAGUAUCCUAAUAUGCAAUAAAAUCACUUUCUGAUUGCAUUUAUGAUAUGAUAGAAUCCAUGAGCACUUAACCUAAAUUUAUAGAACAACUAAAUUCAAAUAUUAUUACCUCAUUCUAAAAAAUUGAAUCCAAUCUAGUAAGUAAUCUAUCUAAUGUUUUAGGUAAACUUAUCCAAUAUUGAUAUAACAGAUAGUGGUACUACAAUGAAUUUGGUUAUAACUUUUGAAAAUUAUUUAAUAUCUGCUAACAUAGGAGAUACGAGAACAUUUUAUUUUUAAAGAAGUGAUAAACCAGAUUAACUUGGACCUGCCACUUUAAGAAUUAAGUAAUUGUCAAAUUAGCAUACACCUGAAAAAGAAAUAGAAUCUUAAAGAAUUUUAGAAUCAGGUGGGAAGAUUGAAUAAGACACUUAAGGAUUUCAAAAGACAGGACCAUUAAAAGUGAAAUCAAAAAAAUAAGAUAUAAAAGAUGCCACUAUUACAAGAUCAUUUGGAGAUGCAUUGGCAAAAUAAGUUGGAAUCAUUUCAUUACCUGAUAUCCAUACUUUCCAAAUUUAGCAAGAAGGUUUUUUAAUAUUAGCCACUGGAUCAAUUCUAGAUAUGAUUGAUAUUAUAGACAUUUGUAGAAUAUUGACUCCAAUCACUCCUCCAAAUAGUUAGGCAGCUAUUGAUAAUGCAGCAGGAUAAAUUAUAGAGGAGGCAAGAAAGAAGGCAAAACUUUAACCUGAUAUAUAGGAUGAUUAUUCAUUGAUUUUAGUUUAUAUUGAUAUGGAUUUAGCUUGA
Molecule: messenger RNA, 1246 nt
Organism: Paramecium pentaurelia
Lineage: Eukaryota; Ciliophora; Oligohymenophorea; Peniculida; Parameciidae
Source: the annotation of a GenBank genome assembly